AUGAAAAACAAAGACAGUAACACAAGGCUGGCGAGCAGUGGAAUCGGAGAAGGUGUUGCCUUUCGUCUGGCCGGGCUCGGGUGCCGCCUGUCGCUGACCGGAAGGAGCGCUGAGAACCUGCAGCGGGUCGCCGAGGCAUGCAAGGAAAAAGGAUGUACAGAGGACAAUGUGAUUUUUAUCCCGGGUGACAUAACUAUCACGACCGACCGCAAAAAAAUUGUGGAAAGAACAACUGAGGCAUUCGGAGAAAUAAAUGUUUUGGUCAAUAAUGCGGGCAAGAAUAUCUUCAAGACUGAACUCUUUAACACCAACAUGAAGUGCCACGUUUUUCUAACGCAACUAGUGCUGCCGUUUUUAAUCAAGACAAGGAUGCCAGAGAUCGGUCCCUUUUGCAUGAGCACAUCCAGUAUGGACAUGUUCACACAGUGUUUAGCAUUGGAAAUGGUUCCCCAUGGCGUUCGGGUCAACUCGAUAAACCCGGGUACGAUUGUUAGCAGCAUUGCGAGAAGAUCUCAAGGGAAACACCAGGAAGAGGAACUCUACCAGAAGUUCCUGUCCUUCCAAGCUGGCGUUCAUCCCCUGGGUCGGGUAGGGCAACCGGAAGACUGUGCGGCGGCGGUCGCAUUCCUGGCCUCCGACACUUCCGGGUUCAUCACGGGACAGAUCCUCUUUGUGGAUGGUGGCCGAAACUGCGUGUCACCCGGCAUAGCGAUAAAUAUAAGCAAAUGAUUAACACAAAGUCUUAAUAAGACAGCCGGUUUUAAGUUUAUUUAAUUAAUUAAACAAUGUGUGUAUCUGUA
Molecule: messenger RNA, 800 nt
Organism: Dreissena polymorpha
Lineage: Eukaryota; Metazoa; Mollusca; Bivalvia; Myida; Dreissenidae
Product: dehydrogenase/reductase SDR family member 4-like
Exons: 9
Coding region: 1-729 (242 amino acids)
Source: RefSeq, a predicted model, not a curated record